AUGCCUAGAGAAACUAAUUUAUCAAUAGAUACCGCUGCAGCUGCUCGUGGCAUUCAAAAGUCGUCAGCAUACAAGACAUCUGAAGACGACAUAGUUGAUGAAGGUGUCUUCGAAGAGGAAAACGAUUCCCCGUCGUCGCCUGAUAUCCCCGACGAGGAUAUCAACUUUGAUCUCGUGUAUGCUUUACAUAAUUUUGAAAAAACAGUGGACGGACAAGCAAGUGUCGAGAAGGAUGAAAAAUUGAUUCUGUUAGAUGACUCUAAUGGUUAUUGGUGGCUUGUAAAAGUGUUGAAAACUGGUACAGUUGGUUAUAUACCGGCAGAUAAUAUUGAGACGCCGAAUGAACGGUUAGCAAGAUUACAUAAACACAGAAAUGUCAAUUUAUCAUCUUCACUUCAUAAUGGAAAAGAUAUGCCAGCAGCUGGAUUUCCAUUAAAAAAAAGCAAAGGGACACGAAAAGGGGUCACUUUCAACGAAACUCCAAUUGUGGUAGAAGCAUCCGAGGACGAAGAAGAGGAAGAAGAGGAAGAGGAGGAAGAAGAAUGA
Molecule: messenger RNA, 546 nt
Organism: Ambispora gerdemannii
Lineage: Eukaryota; Fungi; Glomeromycota; Glomeromycetes; Archaeosporales; Ambisporaceae
Source: the annotation of a GenBank genome assembly